This is a messenger RNA of Cylicostephanus goldi, 369 nucleotides long. NCBI's taxonomy places the organism in Eukaryota, Metazoa, Nematoda, Chromadorea, Rhabditida, Strongylidae. The record is from the annotation of a GenBank genome assembly.
AUGCAAGCUGUGCAAAACUUUUAUAAGGCGUUGCUUCCUGUUAUAAAACCAUUAUUGCGAAAAAAUGGAGGUCCCGUGCUAAUGCUACAGAUUGAGAAUGAGUUCGGUUUCUACCCCCAUUGCGACAGAAUCUAUACGAAUUGGCUGAGAGACUACGUUCGCGGUUAUCUUGGCAAUGAUACUGUUAUAUUCACAACUGACGGUGGAGCUGAAACAUACCUGAAGUGUGGAGCAGUACCUGGCACAUAUCCUACAGUUGAUUUUGGUCCAACUUCAGAAGAAAACAUCAAAGCGGCUUUUGAGGCGCAAAGGAAAUACAUGCCCAAUGGUUCGAUACAAAAUCUAGGAAAAUCAUGUUCAAUUUGGUGA